Molecule: messenger RNA, 3272 nt
Organism: Staurois parvus
Lineage: Eukaryota; Metazoa; Chordata; Amphibia; Anura; Ranidae
Source: the annotation of a GenBank genome assembly
AUGGCGCUGCUAAUAGCAGUCGCGGUUAUGUUGGGCUCCCAGGGCUGUGCGCUCGGCCUGAUUGCUGAUCGGGGGUCCUGUCCGCCCCCAUGUCGGUGUCUGGGAGAUCUGCUGGAUUGUAGUCGUGGAGAUCUACACAUGGUACCCGAUCGGCUGCCUGGAUGGGCUGUGCAACUUGAUUUAAGCCACAAUAAACUUUCCUCAAUCAAAGUUUCUUCAAUGAUUCAUCUUUAUAACCUUCGUGAAUUGAGACUGAAUAGAAAUGACCUGAAGACUAUACCCAAUUUAGGACCAUUAUCUGCAAAUAUAACACUUCUGUCUUUAACAAACAAUAAGAUUCAUGUAAUUUUACCAGAGCAUCUGGAACCUUACCAGUCGCUGGAAACCUUAGAUUUGAGUAAUAAUCUUAUUACUGAACUUAAAGCACCGUCGUUUCCUGUGCUGAGACUUAAAUACCUUUACAUCAAUAAAAACCUUAUAACAUCUAUGGAACCAGGUGCAUUUGACAACUUGUCUGCUACUUUACAAGUAUUGAAGCUCAACAAGAACCGAAUUGGCUACAUUCCACCAAAGAUGUUUAAGUUGUCUAACUUACAACACCUAGAGCUGAAGCGUAACCGAAUGAGACAUGUUGAUGGGCUCACUUUUCAGGGUCUGGAUGUCCUAAAAUCUCUAAACAUGCAAAGAAAUGGAAUCACACGACUUAUGGAUGGAGCUUUCUGGGGACUGAGUAAUAUGGAACUUUUGUUUCUGGAUCAUAAUAAUCUAACGGAGAUUAGCAGAGGCUGGUUGUAUGGCUUGCUUAUGUUACAGCACCUCCAUCUCGGCCAGAACGCCAUCAGCCAGAUCAGCCCUGAUGCCUGGGAGUUUUGCCAAAAACUCAGUGAGCUAGAUUUUACCUUCAAUGAACUAACAAGAUUAGAAGAGUCAAGUUUUAUGGGAUUAAGCCUGCUUGGUAGACUAUUUAUAGGAAACAACCAAAUUAGUAAUAUCGCGGAUGGUGCAUUCCAUGGAUUAUCCAAUCUGAACACACUAGAUCUGAAGAACAAUGAAAUUUCUUGGAGCAUUGAAGAUAUGAAUGGAGCAUUUUCUGGACUAGAAAAACUGAAAAGGCUGAUGCUCCAAGGUAAUCGAAUAGGAUCAAUAACAAAAAAGGCAUUUUCAUGGUUGGAUGCACUUGAAUAUCUGGAUCUGAGUAAUAAUGCAAUUGUGUCAAUGCAGAGUAAUGCAUUUUCUCAAAUGAAAAAUCUUCAGCAAUUACAUCUAAACUCUUCGAGUCUUUUAUGUGACUGUCAGUUGAAGUGGCUGCCUCAGUGGUUAACGGAAAAUAAACUGCAGAAGUCUGUAAAGGCAAAUUGUGCACAUCCACAAAGUCUCAAGGGCAAAAGCAUCUUUGCUGUUAGUGUUGAUGGAUUUGUGUGUGAUGACUUUCCAAAGCCACAGAUCACUGUCCAGCCUGAAACGCAAUCUGCAAUAAGAGGCUCCAAUGUGAGUUUUAUAUGUACGGCAGCCAGUAGCAGUGACUCCCCGAUGACUUUCUCAUGGAAGAAAGACAAUGAGCUGCUGAAUGAUGCUGAGAUGGAAAAUUAUGCUCACCUGCGGGUACAAGGUGGGGAAGUAAUGGAGUACACGUCUAUCCUGAGAUUACGUGAUGUGGAGUUUGACAUUGAAGGAAAAUAUCAGUGUGUCAUUUCUAAUCACUUUGGAACCUCUUACUCUGUAAAAGCCAAACUAACUGUGAACAUGCUUCCUUCAUUUAUGAAGAUGCCUAUAGACCUCACCAUUCGAGCUGGAUCAACGGCUCGCCUGGAAUGUGCCGCAGUAGGGCAUCCAACACCUCAGAUUGCUUGGCAGAAAAACGGUGGCACGGACUUUCCUGCAGCUCGUGAGAGGCGGAUGCAUGUUAUGCCAGAAGAUGAUGUAUUCUUUAUUGUGAAUGCAAAAGUAGGGGACACUGGAGUGUACAGCUGUACAGCCCAGAACAGUGCGGGGAGCAUUUCAGCCAAUGCUACACUCACGGUUCUAGAAACACCAUCAUUUCUGCGUCCACUUGUGGAUCGUACUGUAUCGAAAGGAGAAACCACAGUUCUGCAGUGCAUUGCAGGUGGAAAUCCUACUCCAAAAGUAAACUGGACCAAGGAUGAUAGCCCAUUGGUUGUAACAGAGAGACAUUUCUUUGCUGCUGGAAACCAACUUCUAAUUUUAGUGGAUACAGAUUUUGCAGAUGCUGGGAAGUAUACUUGUGAGAUGUCCAAUAUCCUUGGAACAGAGAGAGGCAAUAUUCAUCUUUCAGUCAUUCCCAACCCAACAUGCGAUUCCCCUGCAAAUGCCACCCCGUCAUUGGAAGAUGAUGGAUGGGCCACAGUUGGUGUUGUGAUAAUAGCAGUGGUUUGCUGUGUGGUGGGAACCUCCCUUGUCUGGGUGGUCAUCAUAUAUACCACACAAGGAGAAGGAAUGAGGAUUGCAGUGUCACUAACACAGAUGAAACCAACCUACCUGUAGACACACCCAGCUACCUGUCCUCACAGGGGACACUAGCAGAAAGACAGGAUGGUUACAUCCCUUCCGAAAAUGGAAGCCAUCAUUUUAUUUCUUCCUCCAUGAGUGGAUAUUUCCUGCAGCAAAGGGAUGCCAAUGGUGUUUGCCACUUGGAUAAUGGAAGUGAACCAGAUUUAGAGGCUGUGGCUGAUCCACUGUUGUUUCACUACAUGGGGCCCCAGAGUUCAUUGUACCUGAAGGGGAAUGCCUACAACCAGGAGGCAUGUGAGGCUUAUCACUCAGGAUACAUUCCAGAUCAGAAACUGGCUAACUUAAAUGCAUAUGAACAGGAUUACUUAAAGGACUUCAGGUUAUAUGCACAGCGGGAUGAUAUUGAUGAUGAUAAUUUCAUCAGAAGAACCGAUAUUCAUGGAGCAUAUUCUCUGGUUCACUCCUUUCCUGGCUCUGUCUGCAACCAGUCUGAAGAGAGCAGAGCAAGGAUAGAAUCUGAUACUGAUCUUUAUGUGCAGAAGAACAGUCCUGAAAAGAAUUCCUAUAUGGGCACAUUUGGAAAGUCUAUAUGGAAGCCUCCCCAAGACUCCUUUCUACACACAGUGGAUUAUGUCCCUUCCCUCAGUAUUUCUCACUCUUCAUUGGAUAUAGCAUUAGAGUGUGAUCAAGAAGAGUCAACAAAGACAAUUUUAUGUGAUGAAUCAGGAAAUAUUUUACAUAAACCAAACCUACUGGAAGAUCACAGGACUUCUAUAUUUUACAGCUAUGACAUGGACACAUAG